AUGAAAUUCAUCUACCACAACAUACUCCGACGCGCAACUUCUACGACAAACUCCAUCAACAAGAGUCUCGCACACACAUCCUCUCGCACAGUCUCACACGCACAUCUCACCAAAGUCUUUACGCAAGAAAUCUCAACAAAACAUAGACAGAAAGUUCAUCGCACACACUCACCGACUGCCCACACGCACACCUCCACACAGCCUCUACGACACGAAUCUCACUCGCAACACUCUACACGCAGCUCGCAGAACAUCCACGUCGACACACAAAGACUCGCACCACCUCACCUCUCCACUCACACACACACCCUUUUGCGGUCAUUUACCGAAGACACUUCUACACACAUUUUACGAAGAAAUCUCAACAAAGACUCUCUACGCACGAAACUAUCAUCUCACACCCACACACACUCACGACACACAUCACAACAUCCUUGUCAAAAACUUUUUUAA
Trichomonas vaginalis G3 is the source of this 453-nucleotide messenger RNA. RefSeq lists its product as uncharacterized. The record is from RefSeq and is a predicted model, not a curated record. NCBI's taxonomy places the organism in Eukaryota, Parabasalia, Trichomonadida, Trichomonadidae. The transcript has a single exon. The coding region runs from base 1 to 453 and encodes 150 amino acids.